Molecule: messenger RNA, 3311 nt
Organism: Cutaneotrichosporon oleaginosum
Lineage: Eukaryota; Fungi; Basidiomycota; Tremellomycetes; Trichosporonales; Trichosporonaceae
Biological process (GO): regulation of DNA-templated transcription; DNA-templated transcription
Molecular function (GO): zinc ion binding; DNA-binding transcription factor activity, RNA polymerase II-specific; DNA binding
Source: RefSeq, a predicted model, not a curated record
CAUCAUCCAUUCAUUCCAUUCCAUUCCACCCUCCGACCACCCCGCUCCCUCUCCCCCUCCGCUCCGCUCCGCGCCGAGCAACUCUCUCGUAUUUUAUUCCGUCUCCGUCUCUGCAUUACACUCUCACUCUCCCUCCAUCCCCCGCCCUGCCCCGCGCAACUACCCCCUGAACCCGGCGCCCGCUCCAUCCACACUGUCCGCUCCUCCCCUUGCCCCUUGCCCCCGUCCUUCAACGAUCUUUUGACUCGACGCCGACACCGUACGACGCGCCUACCGAGCAUCUGCGCGCAACUGUCUUUGACAUCUUGACCUCUUUCUUCUCUGCGCCUUAUCGCCCGCCCACUUCCCACCCAGCUCCACCGACGGCUCUGCUGCCAUGAGCUUGAGCUACCUCGCCGCGUCUCGCGGCGGGUCAGAAGAGAAGGGCACAAACAGCAUCGGGCGAACACCCAGCUCGUCCGAGCUUGCCGCCGAGGCCGAGGCCAAGCGCCGCAAGGUCCAGCGCGCGUGCGAUGUCUGCCGAAGGAAAAAGAUCCGUUGCGAGGGUCCCAUGAACUCGAACUCGGCCAACAAAUGCGCAAACUGCCAGGAAUACGGCCUCGAGUGCACGUAUGUCGAGGCCGCCAAGCGCCGUGGCCCGCCCAAGGGCUACAUUGACACGCUGGAGCAGAGGUGCCGCCGGCUGGAGCGCCUCAUCACGCAGCUUCACCCCGGCCUCGACGUCGCCGGGACGGUUGGACCCAUGCCGGACCGGGACGACUUUGAUUUGAAUCUUUACCAGGACCACAUGCGCACCCUCGGCAUCCCGCCGUACCCGACACUCAAGCCGCUGGCAACGAGUGACGCGCACGCCCCAUGUGCAGCUGGAACCCCGCCGACGGCACAGGGUGCGCCGAGCCCAUCUCCGCGCGUCCUUGGCCCAGCACCGUGGCAGGCGUUUGAGCAGGACCCCAACCGCCCUUCUGAAGACGACGAGGAGGUCCGCGACCAGGCGCGCAUCGCGCACGCAAUGGUCAAGCUCAACAUACGCGACUGGGAUGCGUUCAGAUUCCACGGCAAGGCGAGCCCUGCGCAUCUCGUCCGCAUCGUCAACGAGCUCAAGUAUUCCGACGCCGACCUCACAUUCUUUGACCGCCUCUCCAAUGUCAAGCGCACCGAGUACUGGAUGGUCCCCGAGUGGGAGAAGCAGAUUGCCACUGUGAGCGUGAACCCGGUCGACUACAGCAUGUGGCCCGACGAGGAGCUUGCAGGCCGCCUCAUCGACUCGUACUUUGAGCGUGUCAACCGGUCUAUGCCGCUGCUGAACCGCGUAAUUUUCCAGCGCCAGUAUCACUCUGGUUUGUGGCGCACCAACAUUGAAUUCGCCAAGCUAUGCCUUAUGAUCUUCGCCAACGGUGCGCGCUACGUCGACGACGAGCGCGUGUACUGGCCCGCAGACGAUGCGACGACCGACGAAGGUCGAGAACGCCUGCGCAACGACCGCAACGGCAUGCUCAAGUACUCGGCCGGCUGGAUCUACCUGCGCGCGCUCAUCAAGAUGGGCCGCUCGUGGCUGCAAGGCCCGAGCCUACUCGACCUCCAGACCAACGUCCUCGUCUGCCUGUUCCUCAACGGCAGUGCUGUGCCGCACCUCGCCUGGAUUGUCGCCGGUUCUGGUCUGCGCAUGGCGCAGGAAAUCGGCGUCCACGUCCGCUCGACAAUGCUGCUCAUCAACCCUAUCGACCGCGCCUUGUACAACCGCGCGUUCUGGUGCCUGUACCACUUUGACCGUCUGUCAUGUGCCGCCAUGGGGCGCAGUGUAGCGAUACAAGACUCGGACUUUGACGCCGACUACCCUAUGGCUAUCGAUGACGAAUUCUGGGACACGGGCGACCCGGAGCGUGAUUUCAAGCAGCCGCCAGGUCUCGCUCCGGACCCAGCUGUUGCCGCGUUCACGCAGCUGCUCAAGCUGGACCACGUUCUGAGCGCGGCUCUGCGCACAAUCUACGCUGUAACCAAGCUGCCCGAGCAUGGGGAGGACCAGCGCGCCAUUGUCGUCGAGCUCGACUCUGCGCUCAACUCGUGGGCGGACGCGGUCCCAGACAACCUCCGAUGGGACCCAACACGCGCCGAUCCGCGCCUGUUUGAGCACUCGGCCAUCCUCUACGCGCACUACUACUAUGUCCAGAUCCUCAUCCACCGACCCUUUAUUCCGACGCGCAAGCACCCAGAAUCUGUCGGCUUCCCCUCGCUCGCCAUUUGCAGCAAUGCCGCACGCUCCAUCUCCAACAUCCUCGACGCUGUCCUGCGCCGCGGGCGCAGCAUGGGCAAGUUGCCCGGGCACUCCAUCAGCAUUUCCUUCGUUCUUCCCGCUUCGACUGCCGCCAUCGUCCUGCUCAUGAACGUCUACGCUGUGAGGCAAAGACCACAUGAGCGCGAGCGGUGCAUGAGCGACGUGCGCCGCGUCCUUGCUGCACUUCGCGAGAUGGAGCUCACCUACCGCCAAGCAGGCAAGAUCACAGAUCUGAUUACCGAGAUUGCGCGCGAGUCGACCGGUGACAAAGACCUGAUAAUGGACACGCCGCCUCCCAAGCGGCCUUAUGACGACGAUGACAACGCUGGGACGCCGGUCGAGACACCAGGGGCACCCGAACUAAUGCCGCUCGCAUCUGCGACUUUCGCGCACGCACAAGCGCACGCCUCGUUCCAGCCUGGGCAGGCACCGCUCGCAUGCAUGUCCCACACGGGCACGGGCGAGCCGCUGGCGAACGGCUCUAACGGCACGCCGAACAGCCAUCUCAACCCCAACAACCCUACAAUGAUGCCGCCCGGCACGUCCUCACGGCCACAAUCUAACGCCCCGUCCCCGCCCACCCCGCCGUUCAUGUUCGGCAACUGGGGCACAGGGGUGGCGCCGACGAACGAGCCCAUCGCCGUGCCCGACCACCUCUUCGACCCCAACGACCUGCAGAACCUCAACUAUGCCGCGAUGAACUUUGACAUGUUGGGCGACGCGCAGUCGGACAAUUUCUGGCAGCACCUGCUGCGGCAGGGCGGCGGCGGGCUGAGCACAUUCGGCGCACCGACGGGCGCGCCCAACGUCGGCAUCGGCAAUCCGCAGCCGCUGCAGCAGCCGCCGAUGAGCGGGCCGAUGGGCACGCCACAGACGGGCUUUGGGUUCAUGCCGUGGCUGCCACCUGAGGACCCGCGGCGGCAGCAGCAGUAGAGGUGGGAAGCGGCAGUAUGACACCAUUCUAGAGCGGCGCACUGCGCAUUGUAAUUGGCAUGUACGAUUGAGUGCGGCAAGCUGAAGUGCGGGAUGACGUUUGCCC